Fusarium pseudograminearum CS3096 is the source of this 1989-nucleotide messenger RNA. RefSeq lists its product as uncharacterized. The transcript has 2 exons. The coding region runs from base 1 to 1989 and encodes 662 amino acids. Gene Ontology annotation, molecular function: DNA-binding transcription factor activity, RNA polymerase II-specific; zinc ion binding. Gene Ontology annotation, biological process: regulation of DNA-templated transcription. The record is from RefSeq and is a predicted model, not a curated record. Lineage: Eukaryota; Fungi; Ascomycota; Sordariomycetes; Hypocreales; Nectriaceae.
AUGGUCUACUGCGGGAAGCCUUCCAAAGGUUGCUCCGUCUGCCGUGGUCGGAAGAUUCGCUGCGACCAAAAGGAACCCUCGUGUACACAAUGCACCAAGAAGGGGAUGACAUGUCCUGGUUAUCGCAACAUUGUUGAUCUUAUGUUUCGAGAUGAAAGCUCCCAUGUCAUCAAGAAAGCAGAAAACAGGCGAGCCCAGCAUCUCGUUCCGAAUAAAAAGAGCUCUGCCGGCCAGGGACUCCCCUCUCCGUCUCCGUCUCCCUCGACACCAACUGAGCCGAUCGGCUCAUCGCCGACAUUCAUCAUUAAUCCAAGACCUGGCGGAGUCUUGGCGCCUGCUUCUAAAGUAGAGAAUUCUAACAAAGCAACGGAUAGACGUUCUAGAAAACGGGCCGCUCGUUGCCGCGCACCCGUGCUUUCAGCUUUGAACAACGAUUGGAGCCGUUCUUCCUCAGAGACUUCGGAAAGCCCACCUGAUGCCAAUGACGAUAGCAGGACUUCCGAGCUCGACGUCCCCUUAGACAGGGCUUUAUGCCCCGAGACACAGGACAAGGGGAUUUCCUUCUUCUUUUCUCGCUAUGUUACGGAUAAUGGAGGUUCCCACCAAAAUUACGUUUUCAUAUACGAUGUAUGGAAACCUCCGGACUCGGCCCAGACCCAAGUUGACCUGGUCUCUGUCAGUAUGGCAGCCGUUGGACUUGCGGCAUGCUCUCAAAGCAUCCAGUCCCCCGAACUUAUGACUCGCGCCCAAGAGAGUUACGCCAUCGCACUCGGAUUAACGCACCGGGCCCUCCGUGACCCGAUAGAAGUAGUGAAGGACACAACCAUGCUUGCCGUAUUGAUUCUUGGCACAUACGAAUUCGUUUCAGGCUAUAGCACUCAUACGAUGCGUGCUUGGCAAGAUCAUGUUAAUGGUGCUGCUGCUCUUGCUAGUAUCAGGGGUGUUGCUCAAUUUAGGACCAAAGCCGGGGCACGCAUGUUUCUCAUGCUUUGCCAAACAGUCCUAAUCAGCUGCAUUCAGAGUGGCCUCCCUAUGCCAGGGACGUUAAUAGAUAUUCGCCGUCAGAUUCCUCCCUCCGAAGAACUCAUGGGGCCCGACUUUUAUGUAGCAUAUCCCGUUUACAAAGCACUGCAGGUUCGGCACGAUAUCAAAUCAGGCAGACUUGAUAGUCUUGAUGACAUAGUCAACGCCAUAUCUGAUGUCCAGGAGGAAAUUUCUGCAACACUCUCCGGGCUGCCAGAGGACUGGAGAUACCAUCAUGUGCAGUUGACGCAGCCGGACCCACGAGUUUUGGGACAAACUUGUCACGUUUAUGCCGGACUUCUUCAAUCCACCACCUGGAACAUGGUGCGAGGGAUACGCAUGCUCCUGCUGGAAACAUUUGUUGAGAAAUUUUGUGCAAUCUUCGAGUCAUCCAGCAAUAUUACAAUAUCGGAGGCCCAUCUUCAGACUCUUGCCAUAUCUGUCAAACUCUUGAGCAUGCUAGGACGAUCGAUUGCUGCAAGUAUACCUCAGCACCUCGGAGUUGUUAGUAUACGGGAUAUACUUGAUCGGAAGGACCCAGCGCAUACGGUGUCGAUUGCUGCCAAGAAGCAAGCCUGCCGUGUCUUACCAACGCCUCCUGCCCAUGAUCCACGAUUUGGUACAGGGGACGAUGCUUCGAGCAGCGGCAGUAGCCCUGUAAUGUUUGACCCAACAAGAUCGACAGCCCAUACAGACGAUGCUGCUCGUUUUAUGAGCCUUGCUUCAACCAACAGCACCAUCAUUUGGCCGCUGUACAUGCUCGGCAUGUCAUCGGUCUGUUCCCCUGAGACGAAGCAGUACGCUGUAGAGGGCCUCAAUGCCAUACAUAGAGAAGCUGGCUUGGAACAGGCGCGCGUCGUUGCAGGACUGUUGCAGGAGCAGAAGGCUGGCCAUUCUAUCCACAACUCGUCGCUUCUCGGCAAGCUUCCAUCGGUAGCACCGAGCGCUCUGCCCUCGAUAGUCUAA